CGGUUCAUGGCUCAAGCCACAGCUCCACCAUCUUCCAGGCUGCUGAGAUUAUUAUUGCCGAUUAAUCAACAGGGCCUUGAGUUCCAGGUGUGAAAGAGGAGCUCCAGCCAUCUUUCUCUCAGUAGUAAUGGGAUGUACAGAUCAGCUCUCAAAAUGUCUUCUGUGUCUUCCGUGUGUCUUCUAAGACAAUUGCGUUAGCCCUCCUGCUAGUUGACUAAUAGAAUUAAUAAUUGUAAAAAGCACUCUAAAGCCACAUGCCUUAUGAAGUCAAUGCUGGGUAUGAUUUUACAAAUAUGGUCCGGAAAAAGAACCCCCCUCUAAGAAACAUUGCAAGUGAAGGUGAGGUACAGACCCUUGAAUCUACAGGUACUGAAAGUGAAGAGUCUGGAAGGAAAAAAGAAUUUUCUGCAGAUCAGAUGCAAGAAAACACUGACCAGGGUGAUACGGCAGAGCUAAACAACAAGGAGGAACCUUGCACACAUGUUCAAGAGCCAUCUUCCAGCAUUAAAAAGGACUUAAAGAGCUCAGUUCUAAGUGAAAAGACUGGCUUCAAUUAUGAAAGCCACAAUAAGGGAGGAAAUGUUCCAUCCUUCCCUCAUGAUGAGGUGACAGACAGAAAUAUGUUGGCUUUGACAUCUCCAGCUGUUGGGGGAGUUUGUGAGCCCUUGAAGUCUCCUCAAAAAUCAGAUGCAGAUGACACCCAAGAUGUGGUCUCUACCCCAUCAGGAGAUCCAGCGGAGACAAAUGAAGUGCAUCAGAUGUCGCCAAAAGCUACAGAUGAAACAGUGCAAGUGCAAAGUGGUCAAACCGAUGGCCAAGGCUCAAGCCCGGUCCCCGUGGCCUCAAAAAACCCACAAGUGCCUUCAGAUGGGGGUUUAAGGCUGAACAAAUCAAAAGCAGACUUGUUGGUAAAUGACAACCCAGAUAUGGCACCUCUGUCUCCAGAGCUUCAGGACUUCAAAUGCAACAUCUGUGGUUAUGGUUACUAUGGGAAUGACCCCACAGAUCUCAUCAAACACUUCCGCAAGUACCACCUAGGACUGCACAACCGCACCAGGCAGGAUGCUGAGCUCGACACUAAAAUUUUGGCCCUCCACAACAUGGUGCAGUUCAGCCACUCCAAAGACUUCCAGAAAGUCAAUCGCACUGUGCUUUCAGGGGUGCUGCAGGAUAUCAAUUCCCAGAGGCCUGUCUUAUUAAAUGGAACUUAUGAUGUGCAGGUUACUUUAGGUGGAACCUUUAUCGGCAUUGGACGCAAAACUCCCGAUUGCCAAGGCAACACCAAGUACUUCCGCUGCAAAUUCUGCAAUUUCACUUACAUGGGCAAUUCGUCCACUGAACUAGAGCAACACUUCUUACAGACCCAUCCAAACAAAAUGAAAGCAGCCCUCCCCUCCUCUGAAUCUGGCAAACCUUCAGAGAAAAACUCUAAUAAAUCCAGUCCUACUCUUCGAUCAUGUGAUUCUGGAGACUUGGGGAAGUGGCAGGACAAAAUCACUGUAAAAGCAGGAGAUGACACCCCAGUUGGCUACUCAGUUCCCAUCAAGCCAAUAGAUUCCUCUAGACAAAAUGGUACAGAUGCAACCAGUUACUACUGGUGUAAAUUUUGCAGUUUCAGCUGUGAAUCAUCCAGCUCGCUCAAGCUCUUAGAACACAACAACAAACAGCAUGGGGGAAGCCAGGCAGGAAACCCGCAUCCAGAUCUGAAUGAUAAGCUUUCUAGGGGAUCUGUCAUUAACCAGAAUGACUUAGCCAAAAAUGUAGAUGGAGAGCUAGUUACAAAAACAGAAAAGGGCACCAGUAUGACAAAAAAGAAAGAGUUUUCUAGUAAAGGAGCAGAGGACAACAUGGUGACAAGCUACAACUGUCAGUUCUGUGAUUUUAGGUACUCCAAGAGCCAUGGCCCAGAUGUAAUAGUGGUGGGCCCACUUCUCUGUCAUUAUCAGCAGCUACACAACAUUCACAAAUGUACCAUUAAGCACUGUCAGUUCUGUCCCCGGGGCCUCUGCAGCCCAGAAAAGCACCUUGGAGAAAUUACUUAUCCGUUUGCCUGCAGAAAAAGUAAUUGUUCCCACUGUGCUCUCUUGCUCUUGCAUCUGUCUCCUGGGGUGACAGGAAACUCUAGAGUCAAACACCAGUGCCAUCAAUGUUCCUUCUCCACCCCUGAUGUAGACAUUCUCCUGCUUCAUUAUGAGAAUGCACAUGAAGCCCAGACAUCUGAUGUCAAACAAGAAGCAAAUACCCUACAGGGAAUGGAUGGGCCAGUGACUCUCAAAGAGAACAAAGAACACUCAUGUACCAAAUGUGACUUUAUUACCCAGGUGGAAGAGGAGAUUUCCCGACACUACAGGAGAGUGCAUAACUGUUACAAAUGCCGUCAGUGCAGCUUCACAGGUGUUGACACUCAGUCACUACUAGAGCACUUCAACACUGUGCAUUGUCAGGAGACGGACAUCACUACAGCCAAUGGGGAGGACAGUCAUGGCAUUUUGGCUAUCAAGGAAGAGCCAAAAAUUGACCUAAAGGUCUACAGUCUGAUCAAUCCAGACCCCAAGAUGGGGGAGCCCAUUUCUGACAGUAUAGUGAAGAGGGAAAAGCUAGAAGAUAAGGAAGUGCUUAAGGAAAAAGGUUGGACUGACAGCUCCAAUGAUGAUCUUCGCAGUGUGACUUGGAGAGGAACAGAUAUUUUGAGAGGUAGCCCAUCAUAUACACAAGCAAGCUUAGGCCUACUGACUCCAGUGUCCAUUGGCCAAGAGCAGCCAAAGCCUUUAAGGAAUAGUCCAAACGUAGAAGCUGCCCACAUUGCGCGGCCCAUGUAUGGCUUGGCUGUUGAGCCCAAGGGAUUCCUGCAGGGGGUGCCAGCAGGAGGUGGAGAGAAAUCUGGACCACUCACUCAGCAGUAUCCUGGAUCAGGUGAUAACAAGGCAAAGGAUGAAUCCCAGUCCUUGUUAAGGAGACGUAGAGGCUCGGGUGUUUUUUGUGCCAAUUGCCUGACCACAAAGACCUCUCUCUGGCGAAAGAAUGCAAAUGGUGGAUAUGUAUGCAAUGCGUGUGGCCUCUACCAGAAGCUUCACUCGACUCCCAGGCCUUUAAACAUCAUUAAGCAGAACAAUGGUGAACAGAUCAUUAGGAGACGGACGAGAAAGCGCCUUAACCCAGAGGCACUUCAGGCUGACCAGCUAAACAAACAGCAGAGGGGUAGCGGUGAAGAACAAGUCAAUGGAAGCCCAUUAGAAAGGAGGUCAGAGGAUCAUUUAAGCGAAGGUCACCAGAGAGAAAUUCAGCUUCCCAGCCUGAGUAAAUAUGAGGCCCAGGGUUCAUUGACUAAAAGCCAUUCUGCUCAUCAGCAAAUGUUGGUCAGCCAAACUCUGGAUAUUCACAAAAGGAUGCAACCUUUGCACAUUCACAUAAAAAGUCCUCAGGAAAGUACUGGAGACCCAGGAAACAGUUCAUCAAUAUCAGAAGGGAAAGCAAGCUCAGAGAGGGGCAGCCCAAUAGAAAAAUACAUGAGACCUGCAAAGCACCCAAAUUACUCGCCACCAGGAAGCCCUAUUGAAAAAUACCAGUACCCACUUUUUGGACUUCCAUUUGUACACAAUGACUUUCAGAGUGAAGCUGAUUGGCUGAGAUUCUGGAGUAAAUAUAAGCUGUCCGUUCCUGGGAAUCCACACUACUUGAGUCAUGUGCCUGGCCUACCAAAUCCUUGCCAAAACUAUGUGCCUUAUCCCACCUUUAAUCUGCCUCCUCAUUUUUCAGCGGUCGGAUCAGACAAUGACAUUCCUCUUGAUUUGGCGAUAAAGCAUUCCAGACCUGGGCCAACUGCAAAUGGUGCCUCCAAGGAGAAAAGUAAGGCACCACCAAAUGUAAAAAAUGAAGGUCCCUUGAAUGUAGUAAAAAUAGAGAAAGUCGAUAGAAGUACUCAAGAUGAACUUUCAACCAAGUGUGUGCACUGUGGCAUUGUCUUUCUGGAUGAAGUGAUGUAUGCUUUGCAUAUGAGUUGCCAUGGUGACAGUGGACCUUUCCAGUGCAGCAUAUGCCAGUAUCUUUGCACGGACAAGUAUGACUUCACAACUCACAUCCAGAGGGGCCUACAUAGGAACAAUGCACAAGCUGAAAAGAAUGGAAAACCUAAAGAGUAAAACCUUAGCACUUAGCACAAUUAAACAGAAAUAGGUUUCCUUGAUGGGAAUUCAAUAGCUUGUAAUGUCUUGUGAAGAUCUAUAAAGCACUUCAUAUAGAGAGCAUGCCUUAUCCAAUAUAAAAACCCUUCCUUCUUUCCUUCCUUCCUUCCUUUGUGGGUUGCCAAGAAGGAAACAAUGAAUUGGAUGGUGGCUUGAUGGGGAAAGGGAUAAUCAUUUGGGACAUGGCCCACCAAACUAUCCAGAAUGCAGUGAAUCAGGACAAAUAUCAAUCACUGGGAAUCUUGUAUUUCCAGACAACUAAUACCUUUUGUGUAAGAGACAUAACUAGCUAGAAUGCAAAGAUGUGUGUAUAUAUAUACUGCUGCAGGAGUAUAGUGAACAUAUGCACACUGUAUAUAGGAAAUAGAUUUAUUAAAUAUACAAGUGUUCAGAAAUCAUUUAAAUAUUUUUAAUUUGGACUAAUUUCUGCCUUAAAACAUGCCUUAGUCACUUUGUCCUCAAUAAUUUGGCAGUGAUUUCAUCCAGAUUUAAGACUCAACCAAUUUUUUAGCUACCAUUUUAACACUACACUUUUUCUGGCACAUUGUUAUCUAAGAAAAGAUAAUGUUCAAAUGAAUUAUCUCUAAUACAAGAGCCACACUGGGCUUAAUUUGCAUAGAACAAGGUAACCUGCUGUAUUUCAUUUUUUUUCUGAUUAACUCUUCUUUCUAAACUUUGGAGUUUAGGGUUACUUCUCCACAAAUGUAAUGUUGUUAUACAUACCAGUCAAUCCCUUCAAUAGACUUAUACCAGCUUUCGCUAAGUAGCAUUAAAUGUCUUCAUAAUACCUUUUAAUACUUAAAGCUUUGUAAAAACUAUCCAUGAAGGGAAAGCUCCUCAGCAUAACUGCUCAGGGAAAUAGGGCUAAAUAACUAAAUAUUAAAUAAUUGGUUAAAGGUGCUGUUAGACAAGCCUCCAUGCUUGCUAUGAGGGUGUACAAGAACUGACUUUAAUCAUUUUCAUAAUAGUGUCCCAACCAGUAGUUUAUUAUUUUGCCAUGGGGAUGUAGAAGAUAUUACAAGCUACUGGAUGCACUGUCAGAUUAACUUAUUUCAUUAAAGAAGUUGGGAGAACAAAUAGAAAAAAUCUUAUUUUUCUAGUAAAUAUUAAUGUAUUACAUUUCAAAUAAUGGUGCCUGACAUAUUGAAUAAUUAUUUUCUACAGUGUACGUAUGCAACAAAGAUAUUCCAUCAUGCAUUAGAGUCAGUUCUGACUCUGCCUCGCUGUUUACAUUUGCAAAUGUAGCAAACAAGGUAAUGAAGCAACUAUUUCUAUUGCAGUAGGUAUCUCUUUUUUUGUGUGUGUGCAUUAAAGUUGUAAACGAUAACAUGAAAUGACUGAAAUUUGUUGAUAUUAAUGGUAUGGAAAAACAAGAAGGAAAUGAAAAUAUUUUUUAUGCCUACUUAGGAAAAAAAGGGUAGCACUAUUCAUUCCAAGUACUUUUGUAUUCUUAAGCUCUUAACUCACAUUGUUAUGCUUAAAAUGAUAAACAUAUAUCCUCUUUUUAUUGCUUUGUCUGUGUUUCAGAAGAAACAUUUCAGAAAUUAUUUUGAUAAGUGCUGUUGGACUAUGCAGCAUUGAUGUUUUUAUUGCAUUCUGUAGUAGCAUUGCACUCCAUUUUUACAAUAUUAUGCAGUUGCUUUUUUGUUUUGUUUGGGUUUGUUUCUUUCGCAGUGCAGGGUCUUAGUUCCUUGAGGUCGGAUGGCAGGUUUAGGUCAACUGGUUCAUGAAUGUUGCAGCGAAUGAAGUUUAAAAUAUCAUUCUGAUAUUAUGUUGUCUUCUAUUUCUCCAUUUGUGCAUUUUAUUUUUAAAAAUGUUCUAUAAGAAAGUAUCUCGGGACUAAGUCCUUCACUUAAGAUUAUAUAUAAAGCGUCCUAUUCUGAUCUCAUUUAUAUGCCACCUAUCUCAAAUUGUCAUGUAAUUGAAGUUAAAGCAUCCUAUAAAAAAGGGUCCUUGCAUUUAACUUACACAAAACUGACCAUUCUCCCCCUCUAGAAAUUGGUGCACUUAUGAGACACUUAACCAGGUAGAACUAGGAAGCUGGAAAAUGAAAGAGGGGCGAGGGUGAUGGGAAAUGUCUGAAAGCAUUUGACAGAAGUUUAAACCAGGGAGGAGCAGGCCUAAACAUAUAGCACUUUGAUAGUCUCUUGAAAAAAUGUGCCUAAAUUAAAGCAGACUGCAAGAAGAAAUGUCAUCAUGCAUGAGAAGCACUUACACAGCCGAUCACUAAAGGUCUCACUGACCUUGGCACCAUUUUAAGUGUUACAUUUUCCCACAGGUGAAAUGUUAUUGAACAACCCCUCUGAUUUGUUAGGCACAAACAGGCUAUUGUUUUAGCAUCAGGCUAACAUUCCUUCCUGCUUCCACCUAGUUUCUUUCACAACAGGCAUGGUCACUGGUGACCAGUGUAUGGAAAAUCCCAUUCAGCCCAUUCAGGUCGAGAUCUAUAACCCUUCAUAAAGUUCCAGCUUGGCAAAGGAUAUUGGGUCACAUUCCUCCUCCUCUGUUUCUAGAUGAAUCUCCUGCUUGAUACCAGUGCCAGAAAGUGACUGGUUGUGUUUAUUAUUGUUCCCCAACAAUAGCUCCGUUCUUUUGUUUUUUGUUCUGAGGGAACUGAGAUAGCUUGUCCUCUUCUUGUAUGUCAGGGUCCGGUGUGUGUCCUAAUCAGAUUCCUCAAGAAAUUCAUUAGACUUUACUAGCAGCAACUGCUGGCUUCAGAAGAGGCUGCCUCAAGGUAAUCAGCACAGUUACUGUGUUGGGAUACUUAUGUCUUAGCAAUUCCUGUGGCUUCUCUACUGAUGAAAGCUGCAUCUUCCUGGCAAAAUACUCCCUAAUGUACAUGUUUGUCAUAAGGACUUGUGCACAAACCUUUAUGUCAUUACACCACUUGCUGAACUAAAAGCAGAGGCCGGUAGGGGAAAAUACACAUAUCAAAGUCUGGAAAUAAGGAGAGAUACAAGCUUGUAAGUGUAAAGAGCAGGAUAGAGUUCUGAAUGUUAAUGUUGUACUAUAGUGUACAAAGGAAAUUUGUAAAAUGUACCUGUUGCUCUUGCCAUGACAUAUUGAGAUGUUCUGAAGCUUCCACUUUUGAGACUUGGUUCUAACCAGUUCAUAAAAAGAGAUAUGAAAGGAUUGAAAUCAAAAAAAUAUCUUCCGUAACAGCUCACAGUUUGAAGUGUGAUAGCAUUUGAUGUUAAUUACUAUGCAUAAUGCAUUUUAAUACACAUCAGUUUACAGCUCUGAAACAUCAAGUUCUACAUUUUCAAAAGUGUCAGUUGUGCUUAUUCCUGCGAAAUGUAAAGUCAAGACUCGUUCAUCCCAUUUUAAUCAAUUAGGAGUGCUUAUCAUGUCUGAAAAUCUAUUAUAGGUUGGAUCCCUAAAAGAGAGUGCCUUUUGAAAGCAUAAAUUCAUCCUGUUUGCUUUUAAAAUACCUGAGAAGGACCAUUGCUCUUUAUUUAAGAAUCUCAAUAUUUCUAGCUAAUCAAAUUAACACUCUAUGUAGCCUAACUCCGUGCUAGAGUAUCCCUUGCAAAUUGUACUGAUUUCAAGGUGUCACUUGAGUGCUACCCAGUAGAUCAAUAAAAACAAAGGAGAUGUUCCAAAGAGUGCAUGGUACUUAGGCACCUAACUCUAAUUGGUUUUCAAUAGGGAUUUGAUAUCUAACUCCUUGUUUUGCUUGUGAAAAUCUCCCAUUAAAUUGUCAUGAGUAUCUCAUGCUCACUAUACUGAAAGAUUGCUAAGGGAAGUUAGAGAUGGUGUGCCCACUCUUCUGCCUGAAAAUAAGGUGCAGUAUGAGGUGCUAGCCAUUAGGAAAGGGUAUAUGGAGAUGAGAUGAAUGAAAACUUCCUGGAUGAGAUAAAAGAGUUGACAAAAAGAGCUGGAUGUGUAAUGAUAAAGAAAGAGCAGCACUAAAAAAAAUAUAACGAUAAAAUGUAAAGGCCAUGAAAUGGGAUGACCUGAUUUGGCAACUGUAAGUGGGUAGAAAGGUUAGAGACAAGCUCACCAACAAAUUUUCUGAUGGAAGAAUGUUACUUAGUUGGGUAAUAACUGGAUUUGGUGCCAGAGGAUAUGGCCUAGCACCUGUUUUGCCUCCAAGUUUCUGAUGUCCAUCAAAAUAGCAUUCUGGUUUUUUGCUUCCUCCUUUUGCUUCUGUAUUGAUUUUUUUCUUGGCUCACUUAGCAUGUUUCUUUAUAAUACCAGUCAGAAUAAAAGCCAAAGAGAAUAGAAGUUUAGUUCUAUAGAACCAGAAAAGGUGAAUAUGUUUUUCUUUGUUCCAGUAGAGAGAGUUACUUUUGGCAGGUGUCAGCAUUGGACUUGUCAACCUACUCACUAUAUAGAUAGAAAAUUGGAAGUCACACCAUUCCCAUAAUUUCCAUAUGCAGAAAUUUGACUAUGUGGAAUAACUGAACAUGUACAGGUGAGUAGUGGGCCAAGUGGAAUAAUUUGUAUAGAUUGUUACCAUCAGAGAAUGGGAUUUUCCUCCUUCUUGUAGAUAUUGAUUAGAUUCAUAAGCUCUCAAAAAUUGACAGUUGCUGAGGUGCUACAUAAUAUCCAUAUACCUUAUAUAACUGGUUAUAUGAUUUAUCUCUUAUUAGGAGGCUAAAAAAAUAGAAUUCCUCCCAAAAACUUUGUCUACCAUGAAAUAAAUGCAUUUGGUAAGUUAAGCUAAAAUGCUUAGAAUAGACAUUGCAGCAGCUGCCACAUAUUGUAUAAUAUUCAAGUUUUCAUAUUGUUUCCCAUCACUGUAGUCUCUGAGCCCCUGUCCAGGAAGAGGAUGGGGGAAAGGAAACAUCUCAAAAUGUCAUUGUAAAUUUAACUUACAGCAAAAUUCACCAGCAGAAAAAAGGAAUGAUUUCAUAUUGCUAAACAAACACUCUCUAAGCAUAUAGCGCUGAUUUGGCUCUUAUUGUUUUGUCCUUACAACACAUGAUGUGUUUUUUGUUUCAUUUUGUUUUGGUUUGGUUUGGUUUGGUUUUCAUAGUGCAUGUUCAUUUCUACUCACAAACAUGUUCUUGGUGUAUUUCUUAUGCAAACAAUCUUCAGGCAGCAAAGAUGUCUGUUGCAUCUAAACUUGAAUAAUAAAGUUUUACCACCAGUUAUAAA
This is a messenger RNA of Gavialis gangeticus (Gharial), 9284 nucleotides long. It is a transcript of the gene TRPS1, whose product is annotated as transcriptional repressor GATA binding 1. The transcript is spliced from 8 exons. The record is from RefSeq and is a predicted model, not a curated record. The coding region runs from base 255 to 4139 and encodes 1294 amino acids. Gene Ontology annotation, biological process: regulation of transcription by RNA polymerase II. Gene Ontology annotation, cellular component: nucleus. Lineage: Eukaryota; Metazoa; Chordata; Crocodylia; Gavialidae. Gene Ontology annotation, molecular function: DNA-binding transcription factor activity; zinc ion binding; RNA polymerase II transcription regulatory region sequence-specific DNA binding.